AUGGUGAUGGUUAUGGUAACAAUUACGGUAACGGUUAUGGUAAUAGUUGUGGUGACGGUAAUGGUAACAAUAGCGGUAAUAGUAACGAUAACGGUAACAGUCACGGUAACUAUAACUGUAACAGUAACGGUAAUGGUAAUAAUAAUGGUAAUAGCAACGAUGACGAUAAUGGUGACGGUGACGAAAACGGUGAUGUUCGAUGACGAUGACACUAAAGAUAACGUUAAUGGUGACAGUGACGAUGGCGGUAACGGUCAGAGUCACGAUGACGGUAAUGGUCACGAUCUCGUUCACGGUAACAAUGAUUGUAACUGCGAUAGUGGCUAUAACGGUCACAGUCAUGAUGAUGGUAACGGUGACGAUAACGGUGACAAUGACGAUAACGGUCACAGUCACAGUUAUGGUGAUGGUAACAAUGACUGUAACGGUGACAAUGGCGGUAACGGUCACAAUCACAGUGAUGGUAACGGUCACGGUGACGAUCACGGUAAUGGUCAAGGUAACGGUUACGAUGGUGAUGACACUAAAGAUAACGGUAACGAUGGUGGUAACGAUCACAGUCACGGUGACGGUAACGGUCAUAGUCCCAGUGACGGUAACGGUGACGGUGGCGAUAACGGUCACAGUCAUGAUGGCGGUAACGAUCACAGUCACGAUGACGAUAACGGUCAUGGUCACGGUGACAGUAAUGGUGAGAGGAACAGUGACGGUAAUGGUGACGGGAAAAGUAAUAGUAAAAAUAAUGGUAAUGAUUAUGGUUACGGUUAUGGUGACUGUAACAAUGACAGUAAUGGUGAAGGUGGCAGGUACGAUAAUUGUUACGGUGAUGGUAACAGUAACAGUAACAAUAACGAGGACGGUGAUCGUAACGGUAAAGGUAAGGAUGAUGUUGACAGUGACUAUAAUAGUAACGGUAAUAGUGACGGUAAUGAUAAUGGUGUUGGUAACAACCACGAUCAUGGCAACAGUGACCAUAAUGAUGGCUGUGAUGAUAAUCGUAACGAUAGCGACAACGGUAAUGGUAACGAAAACGGUAACAGUAAUAAUAACGGUAACGUUAAAGGUAAUGAUAACAGUGAUGGUAAUGGUAAUGGUAAUAGUAAUGAUGACUGCAACGAUGAUGAUAGAGGUGAUGGAAACGGCUACGAUGAGGGUAACGGUGAUGGUAAUGGUGACAGUAAUGGUUACGAUGAUGGUAAGAGUAACGAUUACAGUUACGGUGACGGUUAUGAUGACAGUAACAAUUAUGGUAACGGUAACUAUGACAAUAAUGGUAAUGGUAAUGGUGACGGUAAUGGUAGCAGUGAUGAUAAUGUAACCGUAACAUUGACGGUUAUUGGGAUGGUAACGGUGACAGUAAUGGUAAUGAUAAUGGUGAUGAUAAUGGUAACGGUAACGGUGACAGUGAUGAUAAUGGUGGCGGUGACGGUGACAGUGACAGUAACGGCGACAGUGACAGUAACGACUGAUGGUCACGAUAACGAUAACGAUAACAAUAUCGGUUAUGGUGAUGGUGACAGUGAUGAUGACUGUAAUGAUAACAGUGACUGUGACAGUAACGAUGACAGUCACGGUAAUGGUGAUGGUCACUGUAUUGGUAAUAGUCAUAGUAAUCAUGAGAGUAAUGAUAACGGUGAUGAUGACAGUAACAGUUAUGAUAAUAAUUACGAUAACGAUGACAGUAAUGACUAUGGUAAUAAUUACGGUGACGAUGACUGUAACGGUGACGAUAACAAUAUCAAAGACGGUAACAGUAAUGAUAAUGGUAACGAUAACAACAACGGUGUGGGUAAUAAUAACAGUAACGGUAAUGGUGAUUGUAAUAGUAAUGGUGACGUUGACUGUAAUAGUGAAAGUAACAGUAACGAUGACGGUAACGGUAAUGGUGACUGUGAUGGUGAUGGUAACGGUAAUAGUGACAGUAACAGUGACGAUAACAGUAACGGUAACGAUAACGAUGACAGUAAUGGUAACAAUAACGGUGAUGGUGAUGAUAACGUGUGA
Messenger RNA from Vitis riparia (riverbank grape), 2004 nucleotides. RefSeq lists its product as uncharacterized. The coding region runs from base 1 to 2004 and encodes 667 amino acids. The record is from RefSeq and is a predicted model, not a curated record. Lineage: Eukaryota; Viridiplantae; Streptophyta; Magnoliopsida; Vitales; Vitaceae. The transcript has 3 exons.